AUGGAGAAGAAGGAGAAGAAAAUCGACGAAUCAAAGCCGCCAUUGAUGGCGUUAAACCAUGUAUCAAGACUCUGCAGAGACGUCAAGAAGUCUCUCGAGUUCUACACGAAAGUGUUAGGGUUCGUGGAGACAGAGCGUCCCGCGUCGCUCGACUUCGAGGGAGCGUGGCUAUUCAACUACGGUGUUGGGAUCCAUUUGGUGCAGGCUAAAGACGAAGAGAAGCUACCUUCAAACACUGACCAUUUGGACCCGAUGGAUAACCACAUCUCGUUCCAGUGCGAAGACAUGGAAGCUUUGAUAAAGAGGCUCAAGGAAGUGAAUGUUAAGUACAUCAAGAGGACGGUCGGUGAGAAGGAAGACGCAGCUAUCGACCAGCUCUUUUUUAAUGACCCGGAUGGUUUCAUGGUCGAGAUUUGUAACUGCGAGAAUCUUGAGCUUAAACCGCGUGAUUCAGCUGAUGCUAUACGUCUCCCUGGAGAUAGACACGCGCCUCCUGUUUCUCUCCCUGGCUCGUCCGACCAUGAAGAUGAUACUAGGCGCCCUCAGGCCAAUUCUUAA
This is a messenger RNA of Eruca vesicaria subsp. sativa (arugula), 558 nucleotides long. NCBI's taxonomy places the organism in Eukaryota, Viridiplantae, Streptophyta, Magnoliopsida, Brassicales, Brassicaceae. The record is from the annotation of a GenBank genome assembly.